GUCAAUUGUAUGAGUCAUCUGGCAUAUUUCAAACUAGCAUACAGAAUUUUGUUACGUCUAUUAAUUAAGUGUUACUGCUUGUCAUUACAUUUGUGAAAGAGAACUAAAUGAAACAUGUAUUUCACCCCCUGGAUUUAAAUGUAUUCACUGAGAGAAAAGGAAUGGGGACAAGGAAGAAACUUGCAUUCAGAUCCAAGCUUCCUACCUAUCUCCUAAUCAGGACCAGUUACUCUAUCAUGACACACCAAUUUUGUUUAAUUACAAAAAUUGCCACAAGAUUAUUUCUGGAAGUAAUUUAUACAGCUGUCUGCCUACUGGUAAUGGUUAAGGAAUAACUUUCUACGUAGAUCUGAGAGUGAGGGUUGAAGUUGAUCUAGCCAGCAACACCUCUUAUAGUAAUCCACAAUUGAUUUUCUGUUUUUUUUAGAAGUUCAGUUAGCAGAAACAAAUCCCACAAAAGUUGUGAAUGAAGUACCGUAAGAGCCAUGAUUCAAUCACUACAUGUAGUAACACUAUCAACAUAACUGAAGUAAAAAGGUUACCUUCUGGUCUUCAGUAGAUCAUUUUGCUGUAUGAGUUCUGAAUAAAUCAAUCCUCAAUUUAAUCAUAAAACAACUGAUCUGAUUCUCAGUUCAUCUGAACAACACAGGUGACUAGAUUACAACUAUAAUUUCAUAGUAAUCUGACCAUUUUCUUUCUUGAGAUCACAUACUAAAAAAGAAAAAAAAAAAAGAAACAACCAACUAGCUGAAGAAUAUGUAGUCUAGCUCCCCUGCAGUGAAUAUGGACUCCUACAGCUCCAUCAGGUCUAGCUUGACCUUAAAUGGCUUCUGGGAUGGGGCACCCAUCAUCUACUUGCUCUAGCCUUUUUUUCCAGCUUGAAAAGACCAACCUCAGCAGUGCUGAGGACUGGCUCUUUGGAGGGGCUGUGUAUACCUGCUGCUCUCCAGAAGACUUAUUCUUUCUGUGGACCAAAGUGCACCCUGAGGCACACCUGAAGGACACACAGGUGCAUCUCCAACGGAGAUCUCCCCACCUCUCUCUCACUGAUGGCUCUUUCUUAACAGGGAAGGCUGGCUGCCUGGGCACUGCUUCUUAAAAAACAGAUAACAAAAAAAGUGGUAUAAAACCACUGAAAUGAAAACCUCUGUGAGGCUGGCCUCUGAGAGAGACAAAGCAUAAUGUUACCCUCAUCAAACCAAGGGGCUCUGAGCUUACAGGCGUAUGGAGCUCCCUGAACUCCCUCCUCGAUUUGGGACCGAGCGCUGAGGAGAACCGAGCCCUUGUGAGAGGCGCUGCCCGUCAGGCCGUCUCUGCCUCGGAGGAACGGACGGCGCCGGGCUCUUCGCUUCAGGACGCGUUUCCCGCCUUGCGGCGGUACCUGAGGAGCGCUGAGGGGCCGCCGGCCGCCGCCUGCUCCGCCCGAGCUCCGCCCGCCGCCUCCCCACCUCCCUCCCUCCCGUGUGCCGCCGGAGCCGAGGCGGCGGGCAGCCCCGCCACAGCGCGAUGAGCUCCGAGUGCAGCAGCUACCUCAACGCCGACAGGGUGCUGGUGAGCGGCUUCAGCUGCCCGCGGGUGGGAGGCGAUGCCCGCGCCCUGUACUGCUGCGGCUUCCAGGACGUCAAGUACUGCUGCGAUGACCCCCACAGCUUCUUCCCCUACGAGCACAGCUACAUGUGGUGGCUCAGCAUUGGAGCGCUUGUGGGCCUGUCAAUAGCAGCGGUGGUCCUGUUUGCUUUUAUCAUCACUGUGUGUGUUCUCUGUUAUUUGUUUAUCAGCACAAAGCCACGCAGUAAAUUGGAUACUGGUUUAAGCCUACAAAUGGCAGAUAGUGAAACUAGAGGAGGCUCUAUAUGUUAAAAAAAAAAAAAAGUGGUACUGGAUGAAUUCUACUAAUGCUGUAAGGAAAAAGGUACGGAACUGCAUCCUUCACAUGGCGGCUACCAAAACAAGCUGUUGACAGAACCAAGUGGCUUCAAGAGAUAUUUCCUCAGCCACAAGGAUAGACUGUCACCCACAAGAACCUCACCAACUUUUCCAGAGUUUUUUCCUGGCUGCUAUAAUUGCAGCUGAUAUCAAGAUGUCAAUCUGAGCUGA
This is a messenger RNA of Phasianus colchicus (ring-necked pheasant), 2097 nucleotides long. RefSeq names its product shisa like 2A (gene SHISAL2A). The record is from RefSeq and is a predicted model, not a curated record. Lineage: Eukaryota; Metazoa; Chordata; Aves; Galliformes; Phasianidae.